GAGAGGCUAUCGGCAAUCUCAUCCUCUCCAUGUUAUCUACCCUCCCACCUCCUGAUUUUGAACUCACAUUAGCCACUGCUGCUGAUCAGGUUGUAAAACAACCAUGGCUUCUGCUACUCUCUCUGUGGCCAAGCCAUCUCUCAAGGUAAACAGUCAGGGGUUCUCAGAAUUUGCUGGCCUUCGCAGUUCAGCAGCUUCUCUUCCCUUCGUCCGGAAAACCUCCGAUGACUUGCUCUCUGUUAUUGCAUUCCAGACUUCUGCUGUGGGCAGGAACGGUGGUUACAGGAAGGGAGUGGUGGAGGCCAAGCUGAAGGUGGCGAUCAAUGGAUUUGGGAGAAUCGGAAGGAACUUCUUGAGGUGUUGGCAUGGCCGGAAGGACUCCCCACUAGACGUCAUUGCCAUCAACGACACAGGCGGUGUCAAGCAGGCCUCCCAUCUUCUCAAGUACGACUCCAUCCUCGGCAUCUUUGAUGCCGACGUUAAGCCCGUUGGUGAUAAUGGCAUCUCAGUUGACGGAAAAGUCAUCAAAGUUGUCUCCGACCGCAACCCCGUCAACCUUCCCUGGAAGGACUUGGAGAUAGACCUGGUGAUCGAAGGGACGGGGGUGUUUGUGGACAGGGAUGGUGCUGGAAAGCACAUACAGGCAGGGGCCAAGAAGGUGCUCAUCACUGCGCCGGGGAAAGGUGACAUACCCACAUACGUGGUUGGCGUUAAUGCCGACGCUUACAACCCGGAUGAGCCCAUCAUCAGCAAUGCCUCCUGCACCACCAAUUGCCUUGCCCCCUUUGUCAAGGUGCUCGACCAGAAAUUCGGCAUCAUCAAAGGUACCAUGACGACCACCCAUUCCUACACUGGAGACCAGAGGCUUCUUGAUGCAAGCCACCGUGAUCUUCGCCGUGCACGAGCUGCAGCUCUAAACAUAGUCCCAACUUCGACUGGUGCCGCAAAAGCCGUGGCCCUUGUUCUUCCUAGUUUGAAAGGGAAGUUGAAUGGCAUUGCCCUCCGUGUGCCCACGCCUAAUGUCUCAGUUGUUGACCUCGUUGUUCAAGUGUCAAAGAAGACCUUUGCAGAGGAGGUAAAUGAAGCUUUCAGAUCUACUGCUGGAAAAGAGCUCAAGGGUAUCCUAUCUGUGUGCGAUGAACCUCUUGUCUCAGUGGACUUUAGGUGCAGUGAUGUGUCGUCAACUGUGGACUCUUCACUAACUAUGGUUAUGGGAGAUGACAUGGUUAAGGUGAUUGCUUGGUAUGACAAUGAAUGGGGUUAUUCGCAGAGGGUAGUUGAUCUUGCUGACAUUGUUGCCAGCAAUUGGAAGUGAUCUUCGAUUUCCUGCCGUUUCUGGACUUGUCUCCCAGUUUUCUUGUAGAUUUAUGAUUUUGAAGAUAUGUAAUCAGAUGUGAACCUGGUUUUUUUUUUUUGGAUGAGUACCGAUUUUAUUCAUCCAGCUAUCAAAAGAAAUGCAAAGCAGCAACGUAUUUGAAAUAA
Messenger RNA from Juglans regia (Persian walnut), 1482 nucleotides. RefSeq names its product glyceraldehyde-3-phosphate dehydrogenase A, chloroplastic-like. Gene Ontology annotation, cellular component: apoplast; chloroplast. Gene Ontology annotation, molecular function: NADP binding; NAD binding; glyceraldehyde-3-phosphate dehydrogenase (NAD+) (phosphorylating) activity. The record is from RefSeq and is a predicted model, not a curated record. The transcript has 5 exons. NCBI's taxonomy places the organism in Eukaryota, Viridiplantae, Streptophyta, Magnoliopsida, Fagales, Juglandaceae. Gene Ontology annotation, biological process: glucose metabolic process. The coding region runs from base 104 to 1315 and encodes 403 amino acids.